UUUCUCGUGAAUAAGAAGCGCCAGGAGCGUUGCCGUUGUUGCUGUGAUCCUUGCAGUUCACAUUCAUCGCCACCCUCUUUUCCCCACUCUUUUUCUCUAUGAACUUUGAAACCCAUUUUCUAACUCUAUAAAUACUGAAAAGCCCCGCAGGAAACAGAACUGGAUAUUUUAUAGUGUGAGAAUAAAACGUUUGCAUGAUCAGGUUUCUAGGGUUAGUGAAAAAUGAGGUCAGGGGAAGAGUCUGAAACACCUUCUACACCAAAGCUUUCUCUAUAUUCAUUUCCGAGUAAGGCAAAAGAGCCAUCAGGGAUGCAAACAUCGCCGAUCCACACCUCAGUUUCGAUUCCGUUCCAGUGGGAGGAAGCGCCAGGGAAGCCUAGGCCCUGUCCCAGCACUGAUACUACCAGUACUCAAUCAAAGCCCAAAAGUGCAAGGUGCUUGGAACUGCCUCCGAGGUUGUUAGCUGAGGCUAAGGUUGCCAACAUGCCAUCUCCAACAACGGUCUUGGACGGACCUGACGCGGGUCGGUUUGUGUCUUACACGUUGUCGUUUAGAAAAGGAGGGUCUUUUAGGAUACCGGACAACAACAAGAGGGUGAAUAAGGACAAGGUUAUCUUUGGAUCGAGUAGGUGGGGGAGCUUUAGAAAGGCUGGACGAAUUGUUCAGGGAAGUUUUGACUUUUCAUCCACUCCCGUUGUUGAUGGUGGUGGCGGCGGCAGCAGCGGUGGCGGUACACAGGUGAACAUCACAAGGGUUAGGAGGAAAGGGAGCUUAUUAAGUCUUUCUCAAGCCCGGUCACAUGUAUUGGCAAGCAUUUAUGAGAGCUUUAAGCAAGUGGUCCCAUGGAGACGCGGGCAGGAGAAAAUAAAGAAAAAGGCGUCGUGAAUGCAUUGCCACCGACUGAUGUGUGACAUCAGUUACAAAUUUUGUAUAGGAAAAAAAAAUGAAAAUUUCAAGUUAUUUCGUUCGUCUCUUAUUAUGUAAUAAGGAAUACUUAGAGCCCUAAGCUUCACAAUAUGUGAUGGAUCUGAUGGUUUACUUGGCAUAAACCAUUGGGCAGUUAGGUUUCAUUUGUUCUUCAUAAAUGAGAUAGAAAUUUAAUCUCAACCAUCUGAUCAUAUAAUGUUGAUCAAGCCGGUCUGGUACAGAACCACUGUGGACAAAGUAGAUCUCUAAUGUUUUUGAUGUAUAUAGUAUAGAUAUACUUCUGAGAUUAAUUCUACCAUGUAUACUUAUCUAGAAA
This is a messenger RNA of Theobroma umbraticum, 1243 nucleotides long. RefSeq lists its product as uncharacterized. The record is from RefSeq and is a predicted model, not a curated record. NCBI's taxonomy places the organism in Eukaryota, Viridiplantae, Streptophyta, Magnoliopsida, Malvales, Malvaceae.